CACAGCAGCAAGGUCUGCAGGAGUGAGGAGGAGGCGGGGGAGCAGUCUAGCCAGAGGAAGAAGCUGACAGCCAGAGCGAAGGGAGGCUCAAGGCCUGGCAGUCCUCUGCUCCAGAGCGACACCUCGCAGCCCUGCUCUGCUCUGGCUCCUGAAGGACAGCAGGCAAGAUGGCCCAAAACAUGGUGACCGUGAAUGGAGUCAGCGUGGCCUCCACCUCGUCCCAGCCCACUCACAUCAACAUCCACAUCUACGAGGAGUCCGCGUUGACACAGCUGCUGAAGGCAGCAGGGUCGCUGAAGCAGUUUCUUUCUCGACCUAGGGACACCAGGCCUUCCAAAGCCAGGCCAAGCAAUGAACAGCUGGCUCUAGGGGUGACACAGAUCAUGCUGGGGGUUGUGAGCUGUGCCCUGGGAGUGAGCCUCUCCUUUGGGCCCACAAGUGAGCUGCGUGGCUUGGGCUGUGCCUUCUGGGCCGGGGCUGUGGCAAUUGCAGCAGGAGCAGGGGCCAUUGCCCAUCAGAAGCACCGGGGGCAACUUGCAGGCUGUGUGUCGGGUCUGCUCACGCUGGCUGGCGUCGCUGCCGCUGUGGCUGCUGUUGUUUUUUCUGUGAGGAGCAUAAUCUGGCAAACCGACGAGUUAAACUACUCAAAGUUCAACUCCGUGUGUGACAGCUUGGUCCCUGUCCCCACAACCACUAAGUACAGACAGAGAAAUAGCUACUCAGACUGGAGGACAGAGAACUGCAGGAACUUUAUGGAAAUGACCCUGAAUCUCUUCUUGGCAUUCUGUGUCCUGCUCAUAGUGGUCUGUGUCCUGCACGUCACCCUAUCUUUGGCUUCCGUGGGAUUGCAUGUUCGAAGCAUGCGUGGCCAGAGCUCCCAGUUCCUGGAUGAGGAAGAAUCAGAGCAGAAGCUUCUGGGGGUGAAUCCACAGUCCCUUCCCACGUCCAAGGAGGAGACCUUGACUGUCAUCAACCUGUGAGCACCUGCACCUGGAGACCCUGCCACGGUUCCUGAGCGUUCCAGUCAGAGCAGCCCAGGGCCCAUGACGAUGAUGGAAACUGUCCCCAGGAGUCCUCCUGGCCCUGCACCUCAUGCUCGUCAUUGCCAUAGCCAAUGACAGUCCUCCUCCUCCUCUCCCUGUGUCCUCACUCACCAUCCCUCUCUAGUGCCCUCUGUUCCAAGAAGAGACAUUGUCACAUUUUCCAUAAUGCCAAUUAAACAGAAAAAA
Messenger RNA from Octodon degus (degu), 1229 nucleotides. It is a transcript of the gene Tmem176b, whose product is annotated as transmembrane protein 176B. Gene Ontology annotation, cellular component: membrane. Bases 168 to 980 code for a protein of 270 amino acids. Gene Ontology annotation, biological process: negative regulation of dendritic cell differentiation. The record is from RefSeq and is a predicted model, not a curated record. NCBI's taxonomy places the organism in Eukaryota, Metazoa, Chordata, Mammalia, Rodentia, Octodontidae. The transcript has 8 exons.